Molecule: messenger RNA, 1312 nt
Organism: Lingula anatina
Lineage: Eukaryota; Metazoa; Brachiopoda; Lingulata; Lingulida; Lingulidae
Source: RefSeq, a predicted model, not a curated record
CGUACAUAACAAAACAUGUCACAUACUGUAGGAACCGCUUGAAUUUUAAAUUGAAUGUAAAGGAUAUGCAUUGUUCACGUUAUAUAUAAAGAUAUUUACCUGUCUCAUUCGAACGUCAGGCACGAGACGGGGACAGAAUGUUCAUGUUGUUGUCGUUAUCCCGGUUGGCGGUUACCGCCUUGAUAAUUCAAAGCCUGGCAAUUUGCAUGGUCUGGAGCUCUCUCAUUCCCUCCCCGCCAGGAUGUAGCAUUGGCCGGCCCAUGAAAGACUUGGAUAUCAACCAGUUUGUAGGAAAGUGGUACGGAAUCGCAGUCACGCCCCUGUCAACCGAUAUCCUAGGAACGUGGAGAAACUAUCAGAAAUACAUCAGCUUCAUUGAUCAAAGCCAAGGCGGUCCUUACGUUGGAGUUAACAAGACAUCCAGUGAUGGAUAUAAAAAUACCUGUACAGAGGAUUACAACAAAUUCUACACAACUGAAGAGGAAGGGAUAUUUGCCCGAGACGACAAAGCUGAUCCAGAUGUUUACGUACUGGUAAUUGACACCGACUACAACAACUACGCCUUGACACACGAAUACUUUGUGAAACUCAACGAGAGUCUUUUCGGCUUCUACAGCAGAGAGUGCGUACCACGGCGAUCAACACUGAAUGUUCUGAAGAGACUGUUAGACCGUGACCCGUGUCUUCAGGUGGAGAACUUCAUAAAGGUGGAACACGUGGGUUGCGAGGGUAAAGAGUUGGAUGAGGCCUGCAGACGUGAUCCCUGGGCGAAGUUCUGGACUAUGUUUGCUGCACGUGGGCGCAACUGGGAAGGAGCCAGAGGGAAAGGCGGGCGCCGUGGCUAGGCAAAACAGGAACAUUAAUACUGACCUGAUGGAAUAGCACUAUAGUAUCUCAUAGGCUUAAACAAACGUGUAUUCAUUGCUCUUUUCCCAAUCAGAUUUCCUAGCUGGCACCUCUAUCAGCCGGUAAACAUUUUGUUACAGAAGACGAUCGGUUUCUUAGAAAAGGUUCAUCGGUGUUGCUUGAAAGUCCUUGGAAUUUCACUUUUUUUACCACCUAAAAUUUUAAAAAACAUUUAAGAUAUGAUGUAAAAAUUGCCUGAUGAAGAAAAUUCUGGCUUUGGCAUUGCUGUCAUGUGCCUGCAUGUUAGUGUUUCCUUUUAGUGUGUGUUAAAGGUAUCCUUCCCAAGCUUAAAAAUUACCCAAGCUAUUAUUUCCAUCCUGCAAAUUUCUUUCCCGAUUUGGACUUAACACAUGAUAAAAAAACUCUAAAAUAAAAUUUUAUGUGAAACACACCUUAUGUAGUUUUU